AUGAAGGCGCUUUCGCUCCUCGUGGUCGUUCUGCUGGCCGCCUAUGUCGCCGCCCAGCCCACCCAGCUGACCUAUCAGAUUGGUCAGGAGUUCGUGUUCGGCAUGGGCUCGAGCGUGGAUGCUCGCCACGCUGAUUCGCUCACCCUCCAGCCCGGCGGUGGCUCGAUUGCCCUCAUGAACAGCACCGUCGUCUACCAGUGUACCGACAUGGAUGCCACCUCCUACCUGUUUGUGAUGAACAUGUUCGACACCACCGUGAACGUGGGUCAGAACUCGCUCUCGGCCAGCGAGGUCAUCUUCAAGGAGAAGGCCACGCUCAUCGGUCUGGGCAGCAACAACGCCCUCGGCGACAACAUGUACUUCCAGCAGCUCAAGACCGGCGAGAUCGUCAAGAUCUGGUACAACACCGGCGACUCCCCGUACUUUGUCAACGUCAAGGCUGGCGCGAUCAACCAGUUCCAGACCAGGGUGGUGCCUGCCAACCAGCAGACCUUCCAGUACCAGGAGACCGAUCUGAUCGGUGUCCACAACUCCGACUUCGUGGGCUCGAAGAACGCCGACAACAGCCUGAGCGUUGCCAAGUCGUUCGACCAGAAGGACUUCACCAAGUUCGCCACUGACCCCAGCCUCUCGGCGAGCGACCUCAUCCUCAACGCCAACCAGGGCGUGUCCGUCCACCCGGCCGGCUACAUCCAGUCCACCAGCUUCAGCCAGAAGGUCCUCCUCGUCAACACGCCCCCCGCUCAGCACGGCCAGGGCAAGAGGGAUAACAACGGUUUCAACAUGUUCAUGCUCUCCAACGGUCAGAUGAACGUCAACCUCCAGCAGGUCAACAUGGUCAAGGGUCCCAUGAGGACUGCGUCCAGCCGCUUCAGCCCCAAGGAGACGUACAACUUUGCCGGCCUCCGCAGCAACCGCACGUUCCUGACGGACUCGUUCCACGGCUACUCGGCCAAGGCGGCCCUGUUCAAGGCCCAGAACCCGCAGCCGAUGGACGUCGCCGAGGAGCUCAGCAAGAUCUUCUCCUCCGAGGGCGGCGCCCACGCCUUCGCCCAGAUCACCCGCGUCAUCCGCUACCUUAAGGUCCACAAGGAGGACAUGAACAUUCUGGAGAACUACCUGAAGAAGGCCGACGUGAUGAGCAGCCAGGUGCUGCGCGACCGUCUGUUCUACCUCCUCGCGGCGCUGGACGACAGCAAGAGCCUGAUCGAGUACGGUCUGUCGUCGGCCGACGCCGAGGUCCGGCUGCACGCCAUCGUCACCGCCGCCACCCUGCAGACGCCCACCUCGGCCCUCGCUGGCUCGCUCCACUCCAUCGCCAUGGCCGCCCAGGACUCCAAGACGAAGCACGCUGCUCUGCUUGCCUACGGUACUGUGUUGAAGAAGCUGUACAGCCCGGCGGCCAAGGCCGGAGGUAAGGUCCUCGUGGACCUGCUCGCCGCCACGCCUUCGUACGACGUGCAGCAGCUCGCCACCGUGCUCGCUGCCAUCAAGAACGCCGGUCCCUCCGUCGUCCCGCCCUCCAAGAUCGUCGAGAAGGCCAUCAGGCUCUUCAGGAAGGAGCCCAACCUGAGGUCGAACAUCAGGCGUCUGCUCAAGGAGUACAUGCCCCAGAACGCUGAUACCCUGGACAUGCAGCUGUCGGCCAUCGUCGAUGGCUCGGACUUCCCCUUCAACCGCUCGUACACCAAGGACCUGGUGAUCGGUGGCCGCGACGUCAACCUCGACCUCCACGGCGAGCUCUUCAUCGGCACCAACUUCGACUGCAACCAGCAGUACUUCAACUACGAGGGCCUCGCCGAGGUGACCGGUGCCGUCACCCUCUUCACCGAGACCGCCACCGUCUUCACCGCCGAGGCCAUCUACGGCGCCGACAACGGCGUGCACCUCGCCGACCAGUUCUCGCUCGUUUUCCUGGGCCAGACCGUCAUCGACCAGCCCUUCCCCCAGGUCGACUGCAUGGAGCACACCUACAACCUCUUCCACACCUCCCCCGUCAUCUCCGCCUCGUACGUGGUGUGGAUCAGCGUGAUCCCCGUCGUCUUCUCGGCCAGCGCUGGCGUCACCCUGAACGUCGACUGGGGCUGGUCCAUCUGCGACUCUGAGCUCUCCGCCCUUGUUGAGCUCAUUCCUGGCGCGACCUUCACCGCGCAGGGCGACGUGGAGCUCGACCUGCUGAUCAUCUCGGCCGGCAUUGAGCUCGCCGCCCAGGUCAACACCCAGAUCCGCCCGCAGGCCUACAUCCACGGCUCCGAGUGCGAGGUCGGCUUCGACGUCGAGAGGACCAACAACCCCAUGGACGCCUACUUCGAGUCCUUCUACCAGAUCAAGAAGUGCAUCCUCUGGAUCUUCGAUUGCCACAUGGAGAACAAGGACACCCAGGUGUGGUGGCAGUGGACCCUGCCCUCUUCCACUGAAGUCCUCUUCAACGAGGACUGGAAGAUCUCCCUCUAA
This is a messenger RNA of Acanthamoeba castellanii str. Neff, 2454 nucleotides long. Its product is annotated as lipid transport family protein. Gene Ontology annotation, biological process: lipid transport. Bases 1 to 2454 code for a protein of 817 amino acids. The record is from RefSeq and is a predicted model, not a curated record. Gene Ontology annotation, molecular function: lipid carrier activity. The transcript is spliced from 13 exons. NCBI's taxonomy places the organism in Eukaryota, Discosea, Longamoebia, Acanthamoebidae.